Oryzias melastigma (Indian medaka) is the source of this 3258-nucleotide messenger RNA. RefSeq names its product lysyl oxidase-like 2a (gene loxl2a). NCBI's taxonomy places the organism in Eukaryota, Metazoa, Chordata, Actinopteri, Beloniformes, Adrianichthyidae. Gene Ontology annotation, cellular component: membrane. The transcript has 14 exons. The record is from RefSeq and is a predicted model, not a curated record. The coding region runs from base 275 to 2509 and encodes 744 amino acids. Gene Ontology annotation, biological process: sprouting angiogenesis; peptidyl-lysine oxidation. Gene Ontology annotation, molecular function: protein-lysine 6-oxidase activity; copper ion binding.
GUCUCGUUCUCCAACCACCACUUUUGUAACUGAGGGGCGGGGCCAGGAUGCUGAGGCGGCCUUUCAUUGGUUCUUCCGUGUGCCGGGGAGUGGCCUGGGAGCGCGCGGCCAGCUGUGAGGGGAAGCCCCCCCGGAGCCCCCCUGCAGCCGCUGAAGUACUUAAGGACAAAGAGCGGCGGCGUCCCGCUCCAUCCUGCACCGCGGCUUCAGGAGUUCGAUUCCCGUGUUGAAGAGCGCGGACUUCCUCCCGGUCACGUUCCUCCUGUUCUGCACCAUGCUGGCGCCCCCGGGUACCUGCUGCCUCCUGUCCGGCCUGCUGUGCAUGCUGGUGCUUUGCAGUGCUCAGUCGAACUCCGCCUCCCCCGUGAUCCAGCUGCGUCUGGCUGGGGAGAAGAGGAAGCAUUACGAGGGUCGGGUGGAGGUUUUCUACAACGGGGAGUGGGGGACGGUGUGUGAUGACGACUUCUCCAUCUACGCUGCACAUGUGGUGUGCAGAGAGCUGGGCUUCCUGGAUGCCCAGGCCUGGUCUCCCUCAGCCAAGUAUGGAAGAGGCGAAGGUCGCAUCUGGCUAGACAACGUCCACUGCUCCGGCUCAGAGAAGAGUCUGGCUCAGUGCGAGUCCAACGGCUUUGGCGUGUCGGACUGCAAACACUCUGAAGAUGUCGGGGUCGUGUGCUCCACAAAACGCAUUCCAGGGUUCAAGUUCAUCCGGAACGAGAUUCACAAUGACCAGGGUUUGACUGUUCAGGUGGAGGACGUGAGGAUCAGAGCGACGUACUCGCACAGGAAGCGUGUUCCCAUCACUGAGGGCUUUGUGGAGGUGAAAGACGGAGGCAAGUGGAGGCAGAUCUGCAACGAGGGCUGGACGGAGAUGAACAGCAGGGUCAUCUGCGGCAUGUACGGUUUCCCUGGAGAGAAGCGCUUCAACGUCCGACCCUACAAGCUGCUAGCCCAGCGCCGCAAGAAAAACUACUGGGGCUUCGGGGUGAACUGCACGGGCAACGAGGCCGACCUCUCCGAUUGUAAACUGGGCCGAGAAAUCAAGCUGAAGGGCAACGGCACCUGUGGGCGGGGCAUGCCGGCGGUGAUCAGCUGUGUGCCAGGACGAGCCUUCGCCCCGAGCGUCAGCAUCGGCUUCAGGAAGGCCUACAGGGUGGAGCAACCUUUGGUGCGUCUGAGGGGUGGAGCCAUGAUCGGCGAGGGGCGGGUGGAGGUGCUGAGGAACGGGGAAUGGGGAACCAUUUGCGAUGACAACUGGAACAUCCGAGCCGCCACCGUCGUGUGUCGAGAGCUGGGUUUCGGCAGCGCCAAGGAGGCUCUCAGUGGCGCUAAAAUGGGACAAGGAAUCGGACCGGUCCACAUGAACGAGGUGGAGUGUUCCGGCUUUGAGAAGUCUCUGACUGAGUGCUCCUUCAACCAGCAGUCUCUGGGCUGCAGCCACGAGGAAGAUGUUGCCGUUAAAUGCAACGUUCCCGCCAUGGGCUUCAACAAAAAGCUGCGGCUAAGCGGAGGUCGAAACCCUUAUGAAGGGCGCGUGGAGGUGCUGACGGAGAGGAACGGCCUUCUGACGUGGGGCAGCGUGUGCAGCGACAGCUGGGGCACCAUGGAGGCCAUGGUGGUGUGCAGACAGCUGGGUUUGGGCUUUGCAAGCCAUGCUUUCCAGGAGACGUGGUACUGGCAGGGAGACGCCUCCACCGACGCCGUGGUGAUGAGCGGCGUGAGGUGUUCGGGGACGGAGCUGACUCUGGAUCAGUGUCUGCAUCAUGGCGUCUUCGUCGACUGUCCCAAAGGAGGCGGACGCUUUGCUGCUGGAGUUUCCUGCACUCAGACGGCCCCAGACCUGGUUCUCAACGCUCCGGUUGUGGAGCAGACCACCUACCUGGAGGACAGGCCUUUGUACGCCCUGCAGUGCGCCAUGGAGGAAAACUGUCUGUCCAGCGCUGCUUCCAAAGCCGACCCCACCUCCUACCGCCGCCUGCUGCGCUUCUCCUCCCAGAUCCACAACAACGGCCUGUCGGACUUCCGACCACGGGCGGCGCAUCACUCGUGGACCUGGCACGAGUGCCACAGGCAUUACCACAGUAUGGAAGUCUUCACACAUUACGACCUGCUGAGUCUGAACGGCACUAAAGUGGCAGAAGGACACAAAGCCAGCUUCUGCCUGGAGGACACCCAGUGUGAUGAAGGAAUCCAAAAGAGGUACGAAUGCGCAAACUUCGGAUCUCAGGGCAUCACAGUGGGCUGCUGGGACACGUACAGGCACGACAUCGACUGCCAGUGGAUCGACAUCACAGACGUGAAGCCUGGAGAUUACAUCUUCCAGGUUGUAAUUAACCCGAACUAUGAGGUGGCAGAAUCUGAUUACACCAACAACGUCAUGAAAUGCCAAACGCGAUACGAUGGACAUCGGAUAUGGACGUACAACUGUCAUAUAGGUGGAACGCUGAGUACAGACAUGGACGACAACACGUUUCCUGGUCUUCAGACCAACCAGUUUUCUCACAGGUAGACCCGGAGCGGACUGCACGAGAGGGCGGCAUCAGGGAAGCGUGUGCUCAUGGUGAACAACCACUAGGGGGCAGUGCGAUGCUGGACUGUUGCUGAGCCCAGAGCUCACACGGUGAAACUGAAUCCAUUUACUUUACAGCUGCAUUCAUCUGGAUGCAGUGGUGCUCAACAGAUGCAAUAAGGACUGAAGCCAAAUAAAUAUUCAACUUUGUGAACAUUCUUUUAGGCCAAAGAGUCAAUGCUAGCGUAACUGUGAGCGUUUGCUUUGCUUUGAACUGACGAAACGUGUGCUGGUCAGAGAAAUGAGAAGUUCUUUCAUCCUAAAAUACAGAGGAGCUGACCCUGAAAUGUUCACGAUAAUAUCUGCAGAAUAAACAACUCAAACUAGGAUGAAUGUCUUUGCUGCCAGAGGCGACGAGUAAACAGAUGCUUGGCUUUGUUCAUCUUGUGAAGACUUUCAGGAAGAAACUAAACGGCUCCGUCACUUUUUUAAAUGUUUCUUUUGCUUUACGUCAUCAUAUCUGCUUCUCUCUGAGCUUUGUUAAAUUAUUCCAGUCAGGGAUGUGGAGUACUGUAGCAGCCACACGUUUGUGAAAAUGCCUCCUUGUGGAUUUGUACGUUAGUUUUUUUCAAAUGCAGCACCGGCAGGAUCCUUCAUUUUAUAAGGACGGCUGAUUGUUGCUAAAUGUUUUCAUUUGUCUGUUAAAAAGAAAAUACCUUUUGAAUAAAAAAAUAUUCAUUUUCUCUGUU